AUGGCUUCUGCUAUAGUGCCUUCAGCAGGUUCAAAACAUAUUGCCACAGGUUGCUACAGCCGUCGCGCUCCUCCAUUUCUAAGUCCUAGUACCACUGAUGCUGAUGCUCCUGAGGGAAAGGUGACACAGCUGGAAGAACCCAAAGUGUGUGGUGAAGUUGACUACUUCUUUGGAUAUGAUGCUCACAAGACUUUUACAUUGAACACAAUCUCACGCCCAAUCAAUGUUCAAGAUGCUUCAAAGGGCUGGCAUUGCCUGGAAACAAAAAGUCUACAGAGACUCCCACGUCAAUGUCGAGGUCUGGCCUUUAUGUUCCGGGACAACCACAGAUCUACCAGCUGGAAACUGGGAUUUAUUUUGAAGCUGAAGUCUGACCAAAACAGACUAUGGUACACAAGAAUACUUGAGGAUGGAUCCAUCUCAGAUGCACAAUCACUUGCUGCUGAAGAGCUAUUAUUGGGUGACAAUAUUCGAUUUGUCAAUGUCUACACUGUGGGACUGAGGACCUGUAGUCAACCAGACUUUGACUCCUGCUGCAUUGUCUCUGCUGAUGGGUACCUUGAAGUUCGAACGCAACCAACGAUCCUCUACUACAAGAAUGAUGCUAAGAACUUGUUUGAACCCUCUCAGACUAGGCUGAGCAAUAAGCGCAGUAAUCUGCACAAGAGAUUACGAGUUUCACAGGUGCAAACAACACUGAAGAAACAGCAGCGAACCAACAAGAAAUUGAAAGAAAGCAAGGAACAUAAACAAGAACCCAAAACUGGAGCUACGCAGAACAUAAUCACAAUAUUUUCAAGGGCUUCAAGGGUUCCAAGUGGGAUGGAUGCUGUUGAAGGUUCAAAUUUGAAGAAGCUCCUGAUAGCAAAUCCAAACAGGAAGGGUCGCAAAAGGAAAUCUUUAAUCCCCAGAGUAUUGUACCUCACAGAAACAGAGCAUUAUGUGAUUGCUCCAGGUAUAAUUGGCAAGGAGCUUAACAACCAGACUGCCAAGAAGAUUUCUGAAAAGCUGAAACAAACCGGGAAGCUGUCUCUGAAGAAGGGGUCAUAUCAAUGCAUCUACUUGAUGGAAGUAAGUACAACAAAACCUCUAAGGUUCAGUAUUGUUGAUGAUGCCACUUUUGAUUGUCUCUGCCAAGAGGGCCAACCAGAGCAGUGCUUCAAGGCUGGUGAGAAUGAAUAUCUUUGGAGGUAUGACCAACGGAGCAGCCUGGAUGUUGAAGGUGCAAUUGUCUCAUGGUGGUCACAGGAAGGGAACCUUCACAAGUUUUCAAAAGACCAUGUUGUCCAAAUCCAGAGUGCAGUUGGGACUGGCUUUGGGUCGCGCAUCAGUGCCUUUUGCACUGGAUUGAAUGCAUACUUUGGUCCAAGGUGUAGUGAUCGACCAAAGAGGAACCCUGGCAUCCUUUCCAAGGAUAAUAUUUGUUCCCAAGACUUUCAACGCAAGUCUUGGCAUUCCAGUAACCUCCUGCUCAGCAGGAUAGCAAUUGAACAAGCUGGAACUCAGAUUCAGGACAUUGCUGCUAGACUGAACCCUCUGUACAUGACCUUUACUGGUCGCAGUGUUAGCAAGAGAAACAUUUUCACAUCUGGCCUCUCAUCAGGGAUUGAUGCAGCCAGAUACCUGCCCAUUGGAUUCUCAAACUUCCCUCAUGUGGAUAGUUGUGACAUUAUCCAUUCCAAGGCAGUUCAAUACUUCAGAGAUCGUUUUCUGCAUAAACUCCAAGGCCACAAGUAUUCAAAGGCUGCUUUUGAAAAUGGAAUAGCCACAUUGGAUGUGGUUCAAAACAAUACUGGUGGUCUGGGAGUACCAACAACAUGUGGCCACCAGGUUUUCAAGGGAGAUGUGGUGGGGGACUUUAUGGAAUUAGAAGCUAGAUUUGGUAUGAUGGAUUUCUCGAUGAAAAUAACUACAAAUACAGUUCAUCAUUUCUAUGGCUGGGCCUUUCGUCAUGCCACUCUGGUUCCCUUCUGGAGGAAUCAUCCAAAUGAUCCAAAUGGCACUGUCCGAUACUGCAACAGUGCAAAUGAAGCUGAAGAUAUUAUUGUGGUGGCUUGGGGCAAG
Messenger RNA from Cylindrotheca closterium, 2064 nucleotides. The record is from the annotation of a GenBank genome assembly. NCBI's taxonomy places the organism in Eukaryota, Bacillariophyta, Bacillariophyceae, Bacillariales, Bacillariaceae.